GUGGCGCCCUGGCUCCUACAAGCUCGCCUGCAGCCCAGGACCUGCCCCCCUCGGCCACGCUGCGCACCCAGUCGGACCUCGACUCAGCCUUGGGCGCCUGGCAGCGCCAGAUGCGUGACACAGUAGGUGAAAGCAAGGACGGCAGGGUCGGCGUCGAGGCGACGUUCCUUGCGGGUUCCUGCUCCUCCAAAGAAGACCUCCACCGGCUCGUUAGAAACAUCGGCGUCACCAUCGCCCAUGGCGACACCCGCGCGCGGAGCCCCGCGACACCGCGCCCGCCGCCGCCGCUCGCAUUGGUGACUGGCGACUUUAACCAGCCAGCUUUGGAGGUAACGUUCCGGGUGAGCCCCUUAGCCAAGUUGACCAUCCAGCUUGAGAACAGAAGGAAGGGCCUUGUGAAGGUCAAAGGAAAACAAUCUGUCUUGGAAGCGAACGUGGAGGAGCUGCUCAUGUAUUUCGGGCUGGCGGCGGGGAUCAAAGCCGCCACGCCCCCUGCGCAGCGCGCUGACGACGCUCAGCCGGGCGCGCGCCUGUCGGCCAGGGAGCGCCUCGCGAGCGCCACAAG
This is a messenger RNA of Prorocentrum cordatum, 565 nucleotides long. The record is from the annotation of a GenBank genome assembly. Lineage: Eukaryota; Dinophyceae; Prorocentrales; Prorocentraceae.